This is a messenger RNA of Brachypodium distachyon (stiff brome), 2985 nucleotides long. RefSeq names its product rop guanine nucleotide exchange factor 7. The transcript has 8 exons. The record is from RefSeq and is a predicted model, not a curated record. Gene Ontology annotation, molecular function: guanyl-nucleotide exchange factor activity. Bases 1 to 1650 code for a protein of 549 amino acids. Lineage: Eukaryota; Viridiplantae; Streptophyta; Magnoliopsida; Poales; Poaceae.
AUGGGGAGCGGGGAAGAGGAGAGGGGCGGGGCCGUGAGCGAGGCCUUCACGACGGACUCGGCCGACGGGAGCAGCUCCAGCUCCGACGCCGCCUCGACGGACCACUGGCCCGUCGUCCUCGCCAAAAGGGGGCCUAAAAUGGCGCCCAAGACGGCCUGCUGCGCCGUCAUGUCCGACACCGAGAUGGGCAAGCAGCACAAGCAGAAGCGCAGAGCUACCUCAACAGACAUGGAAAUGAUGAAGGAAAGGUUCGCGAAGCUGCUGCUCGGGGAGGACAUGUCGGGGAGCGGCAAGGGCGUGUGCACGGCGCUCGCCAUCUCCAACGCCGUUACCAAUCUCUGCGCUACGAUCUUCGGCCAGCUGUGGAGGCUGGAGCCGCUCCCGCCGGAGAAGAAGGCCAUGUGGCGGCGGGAGAUGAGCUGGCUGCUCUCCGUCAGCGACCACAUCGUCGAACUGGUCCCCACCUGGCAGUCAUUCCCCGACGGGGCCAGGCUCGAGAUCAUGACAAGCAGGCCACGGUCUGAUUUGUACAUCAAUCUGCCAGCACUACGGAAGCUAGAUCAUAUGCUCCUUGAAAUCCUGGACAGCUUCAGAGACCAAGAAUUCUGGUACGUCGACCAAGGGAUAUGCGCGCCGGACUGCGACGGCUCCGCCUCCUUCCGGGCAGCCUUCCACCGCCGCGACGAUAAAUGGUGGCUACCGGUGCCUCGUGUGCCCCCUGGGGGCCUCCGUGACAAGACGAAGAAACAAUUGCAGCACAAACGUGACUGUGCAAAUCAAAUCCUGAAGGCUGCCAUGGCCAUCAACAGCACGGCUUUAGCUGAGAUGGAGGUCCCUGAAUCAUACUUCGACUCCCUGCCAAAGAACGGAAGAGCGACUUUGGGCGACAUGAUGUACCGCUACAUAACCUCUGACCAGUUCUCUCCAGAGUGCCUUCUUGACUGCCUAGACCUGUCAACGGAGUACCAGGCCCUGGAAGUUGCCAACCGCGUCGAGGCAUCCGUCUACGUGUGGCGCCGGAGGGUUCCUGCGAAGUUGGCGAGUGGCUUAGGCCGCACCGCUAGCGCGAGAUCAUCUUGGGGCAUGGUGAAAGACAUGAUGAUGGAUACAGAGAAAAGGGAGCUGCUGGCCGAGCGGGCAGAGGGCUUGCUGAUAUGCCUCAAGCAAAGGUUCCCUGCUCUGACGCAGACAAGCUUGGACAUGAGCAAGAUUCAGUACAACAAGGAUGUGGGCAAAUCAAUAUUGGAGUGCUAUUCAAGAGUUCUUGAGAGCCUGGCCUCGAACAUCGUCGCCCGCAUCGAUGAUCUACUCAACAUCGAUGAGCUGAACAGGCACGCUGAAUACUUGCCACCAGGCGACGCAGACCGCAAGAUUGCCUGCAGCAAGGCCGUGGUUCCGCCUUACCAGCAAGUGCCUGCCUCCGGCACACCAUUCGUGACCGCGUAUGCCACGCCUAGUUUCUCGCCGUCGCAACUAUCGAGCCCGUCGAAGAAGGAUAGGACCUCGCCUGCUGCUGGCAGACGGUCUCACGGCAACAGGGUGGCUGCCGCGAGGAAAGCCUUGACAGAUCACGUUGGCCCAGAGGUCAAGGGGAUGAUAAUCGUGAACAGGAGUGCGAUGAUCGAUGUCUCAACAACUACAGAGCUGUAAAGCCACAGGCUAGUAAUAGAUUGCAAGGACCAGGUCACAAGGCUGUGUCUGUGUGUAUACUCAUGUCAUUUAAGUAUGCCUAUGGGCUAUGGUCUCACUGUAUUUUCAGUGCUAAGCUAUCUGCGCUGGUUCUUUUAUUUUACCAGGAAAAAGCUAUGUACUGCUUGCCUUGAAAAGAAAGUGGAAAAGGAACACUAUUUAUGCUGCUGCUAGCAUACCUUUGUGAUCAGAUAACAUCCUUUGUGGCUGCUAAAUCAGAGGGAAUUACCUCCGUCUAUUGGAUUGGAAGGACUCCAGUUAAAACCUGCAGCUUCUACUGCUGUUUCAGUUACCUGAAGAUCAGAAAAGGCAGUGUGGCUUGGUUCUCGCGUUUUCAAGAACUCCGGGCGGGCUUUCAACCGCCGACAUACCCGAAAUGAUUGUGAACUGACAAACUAGCCGAAUCUUUCCAUUACAAGGCCAUACGUGGCUGAUGUCCAGAGACUGCAAAGAAACUUUCAUGUAUGUUAAUCGUUUCAUCAGCUUAGUGGAGUGCAGUAGGUAAUGCCCUAAACCGAGAGCCAACUGCAUGCGCGCGGCCAAAAGAGCACUUAAGUGCAGCACCCAGUCGGCCACUCCGGGCUUUUCACACCAUGCCAUGCAUGAUCCGAACCAAAUCUUCAAGCAAACCAACGAUGGCUUCCAUCCACGCCCCAGGCCGGAGAUCCCCAUAUAUAUACCCCUCGCAAGACGUCGAGACGAUCACCAUCCAAGUGCAGCGCAUAGACACAGAGAGAAUUCAGAGAAGCGUGAAGUGCAGCAGCAAGAGAUGGAGUUCAAGGGGAGGUGCCUCUGCUUCCUUGCGAUGCUUCUUGUGGUGGCCGGCCGGCUGGGGACGGCGCGCGGCGCCGGGGAGUGCGGCCGCGUCCCCGUGGACAGGACGGCGCUGAAGCUGGCCCCGUGCGCGGCGGCCACGCAGAACCCGCGCGCCGCGGUGCCGCCCAGCUGCUGUGCCCAGGUGCGCGGCAUCGGCCGCAACCCGAAGUGCCUCUGCGCCGUCAUGCUGUCCAACACCGCGCGCCAGGCCGGCGUCAAGCCCGCCGUGGCCAUGACCAUCCCCAAGCGCUGCGCCAUCGCCAACCGCCCCAUCGGUUACAAAUGCGGCCCGUACACCCUGCCAUGAGGAGGCGGAGCGAAGGUGAUGGGACUGGAAGGGAAAGGGCUCUUAAACUCUCACUGCCGUCCAACAGGAGUAUAAACCUGCUGUAACAGGCUGUGAUCUUUGUUUGUCAUGUGCAAACUUUUUCUUGUACCUUCUUCUGAAUAAUAAUGGAUAACGCCUAUGUUGGAAUAAAA